This is a messenger RNA of Amphibalanus amphitrite, 6987 nucleotides long. Its product is annotated as proline-rich protein 36-like. The record is from RefSeq and is a predicted model, not a curated record. Gene Ontology annotation, molecular function: actin monomer binding. The transcript has 19 exons. Bases 138 to 6128 code for a protein of 1996 amino acids. Lineage: Eukaryota; Metazoa; Arthropoda; Thecostraca; Balanomorpha; Balanidae.
AGUGGCUUUUCCAGUGGUGACGGUGGCGGCCGGCUCGCGGUCGGCGCGAUCGAGAGGUAGUGGUGUUUGGUCGAGAGGUGAACUGCAAACUGAGAAGGAUUGAUUGCUGAUCUGAGUGACCGGACUUUUCUCGGCUGAUGGCGCCGCCGCCGCUGCGGCGUUCCGGCGCCCCCCAGGUGCCGGCCCAUGCCGUCACUGAGGACACGCCGGCUGACAUGCUGACCGGACAGAUGAGCCUCAGCGUGCUGCUGCCCGACGGGCGACACUGCCGGAUGAACGUCGAUAGAGGGACGCCCAUGAUGGACCUGCUGAUCCAGGUGGCCACAGCCAAUAAGAUCAGUCCGGGCGGUCACGUGAUCCAGGUCAUCUCGGACCGCAGCCACAGCUGCCUCAGCUACAAGCCCAGCACACCGAUCGGGACUUUGGACACCACCGCUCUGCGUAUCGUGCCGAAAAACAAGAUCAACGAACUUCCCAGUCGACGGACUAAGCCGCCUCCCCAGAACCCGAUGGCCGAUGCCAAAAUUCGCAUCAAGGUAUACCUCCCGCGGAACCAGCUCUCAGCGAUGAGGGUUUCACCGAAAACGCCGCUCGCUGAGAUUCUGGAUCAGAUCUGCAAGGACAAAAACCUGGACGUCUCCCGCUACGAGCUGCGCCACCCCGUGAAUGUAGACGAGCGCCUCCGACCGAGUUGCUGCCUGGCCGACUACAAGCUGCAGGAGGUCACUGUGGUGCCUCUCAACAGUCGCACCAACACGGUUUUGUCCUCAGCAGACAUUAUCGCCAUGCAGAAGAAAUCUGAUGGGAAACGUAAAAUCUUCGCCAUCUUUGGCAAAAAGAGCAAACCGUCUGUGAUCGAGAGCACUGCCUCCUCGGACAGCCUCGGGGAGCGGUCCGUGUCACCAGACGGCUCGGACGAGUCGGCCGACCGACCGCGCUCACUCAGUCCCCAGCCGCCUCAGGUCAUCCAGGCGCCGCCGCGGGCCAAGAAAAGGGCCGCUCCCAAACCACCGCAAAUCAAUGGGUCGGGUACCGGUCGUGGCGGCCCGCCGCCGGCAGCCGCCCCCGCCCCCGCCCCCGCCCCCGCCCCCGCCCCGGUGGCCGCCCGACCGCCCAGCGAGCUGUCUGAGGGAGCCGAGUCGGUGGAGUCUCGACAUAGCUCCGACAGCUCCGGAUACCACGAGGCCGGGCUCAGCGACGCCCCCGACAGUCCAACGGAGCGCGCGCCCGUGUCUACACAGCCGCCCUCCAACCUGGGCUCAGUCACAUCGUACUCGACAUCGAACCUGGUCACCUCCAACCUGACCCAGGUCAACUCAACAUCGACCGUCUCCCUGUCAUCGGCCAUUCGGAAGCGCCGGGCGCCACCGCCUCCGGCCAUCCCGCGCAUCGCCGAGGACCCCCAGUCGCCCCCGCCGCGACCGACGCCCGCCGCCGCCCCCGCCGCAGCCACAGCCUCCGUAGCCAGUCAACCCGUAGAGCAGCAGCCCCGGCAGUCAGAGGAGGUCGAGCCGUCGCCGGGGUCGCCCAGGUCGUCCGCCUCCAGCCCGGAGCGGACACGGCUCAAGGCGCCGCUGCGACAGGACUCGGGCACCUCAUCUACGGAGACACUGACAGCUGAGAGCGCGGCCGGCUCCGACCCGGCCCCGGCCCCGGCCCCGGCCCCGGCCCCGGCCCCGGCCCCGGCCCCGGCUCCGGUGGAGGAGGCUGGUAGGAAGGAGGAUCCAGCACCGGCGGCAGACAGCGCGCGGACGGAAACGGUGGAGACGGAACAGACCAGCAGCGGAGCUACGACGGUAGAGAGGAGCGUGGACCAUCCGUCACCCUCACCGAAAAAUGAACCUGAAACAACAGAAGACGAUACGAAGACUGAACUCGAAACUCCAACUCCGCCGAGUGAGGUUGUUGAAGAGAAAUCCUUGUCAAAUACCUUGUCAGAACCCCCAGCUGUGGUUACACCUGAGCCUGAGCAACCGACAGUUCCGGAGCCUCCCCCAACUCAAGUGACCCCUUCUGCGACUCCAGCGGCAGCCCCGAGCUCUGAGAGCGAGCCGGAGCCAGUCGUCCAGUCACCAUCUCCCAGCCUAACGCCGGCUCCAGCGACCGAACCUAUACAGACCACGGAGCGUGCCGAAACCGCUACACCUCCACUUACUGUCGAAGAGUCCCUGCCCCAGGAGGUCGUACCCGCCGUCCGUGAUACCCCUCACACCGAGACUGCUGCUCCAACAGUCACUGAGAUCUCAGCUCCAGUCGUAUUGGAAGCUCCGGCUGCUUCUGUACGGGCUGCGGAAGCUUCUGAGACACCGGCCACUCCGGCUGUCGAGGCUGAAACUCUGCCGGUUGAGUCGCGUCAGAAAGAAUCAAUCCCUACUCCGGCAGCUCAGUCGGAGUCGGAGAUGAGAUCUCCGGAGCCAGCCCAAACAACCGAGCUUUCGGAGGAGGACGAUGAGACUGCGCUGCUUCAGCGAGAAGUGGACUCUGCUCUGUCAUGUCUGGACCUGGACCUCGACGAAGCAUUGGCGGAGACAGCUGCUUUCACAGAGAGUAGCAGUCUUCAGACGCAGAGCCGUCUUCCGCCGACAGAGACGGAGACGACGGAGACAGAGACAGAGACGGGGACGGAGACAAGUCAGGAGACUGAGGCGGAGACGCUGCCAGUGGUGGUCCGAGAGACGGCAAAGGCCACGCCGGAGACGCCGGAGCCGGAGCAGCCACAGAGAACGGUUCUAACCUCCCGACAAACUGUACAGGAGACCCGAGAGGUGAUCGAAACACUGUUACCGGUGGCGCGUAUGACGGAAUUCGAGGCGGUACCGUCCCCUACGCUCCCCUCGGCGACGGUGAGAACACAGAGUGAGGAAGUGAUCACUGUUACAGAACGUCAGACGACAGCGCCAUCUACUGAGACGACCAGAGAACCCGCGGCGCCGCAGCCGACCCAGACGGCGAGAGUCGCCGAGAGGACUGAACAGAGUGUGGAGUCGGUGGCGGCCAAACGACGCACGCCGAAACUGGGCGCCACCAGCCGUCAGUAUCCGGUGGAAGUGGAGGAGGAAGUCGUCGUGGAGCGGGUGGAGAAGGUGCAGCGGAACAGGAUGACCCCCAAGGACAUCAAGCUGCACAUUGAGCGGAAGCUGGCCUCGUUUGAUCAGCCUCCGCGCUCUCCGUCCCAGCCGAGUCAGCUGAUCAGUCCCCCGACCUCCGCUCCUGCCGCUGGCGGCGCCGACUCUCCGGACUGGCAGUACCGGCUGCCGGAACCACCCACACCCUUCCAAGACCCCACGACCUCCGCUGGUCGCACUGCACCCUUGGAGGCUCCGCUGGAGUUCCAGGACAACAUGACGGUCACCUCCAGCGAGCCCAGUGAAGCUGGAGAGUUCGCGGAGGCUACAAAUGCUUCACUAGUCGAGCGGGUCGGCCGCUCUGACCCGGCCCGACCGGCCACCGACCAAUCAGAGGCCACUCCGGCAAGCAGCAGCCAAUCAGAGGCCGCCCCGGCCAGCCGCGACCAAUGGGACGGCGGCCGGUCCGAGCGGCCCGCCAAACCCGAGAGGCGCCGCUCCAGCGAGCGGCUCGCGCGUCAGAUGAGCUUCUCGAUCGGAGCGUACAGUCAACGGGAGCCGACGGGGACGGAGGGUGGUGGAUCUGCCAGCCGGCCGCAGAGGGCCGACUCGUUCCACUGUCAGAAAACCACCGCCGGCAGCGCGUCUCAGGUGACCUCCGGUGCCGACCCCGCCGCCGAUCCGGCCGGCCCGGAGAUGACCGCGCGGCGGCCCGUCAGCCGGCGGCGCAGCUCGGACGCCGCGGCCGGGUCACGGGGUCAGAGGUCAGCCGAGACGGACCGACCCGCGGCCGCCGAGCCCGUCCGGCCGCCCAGGAAGUACGAGCUGAAGUUCAACAACUCUAAGUCGUACUCCAUGCUGAACCUGAGUAAUGGUGGUCUGACCAUGCCUGCCGAGCGACCGUCACCAAACAUGAACAAAACGCAGAGCCAAACCGAUCUAGCAAUGGAGAGCGAGGUGAGCGACAUCCAGUCUGAGUUCCUGAAGCUGCAGCGCCAGUUCCUGCACUGGCAGCAGCAGCUGCUGCAGAAUCAGUCGAUCUUACAGACCAAGGUGGCCCCGCUGGCCGCCCGGCCGUCGGCUGCCGCCAGUCUGCAGAGUCUGGAGGUACGCAGGCCGUCCGAGCCCCUGCCACCUCCGCCAGUCUGUGUGGAGAGCGUGGCGAGACGGCGGCCGUCGGCACAGGACGAGUCCCCCCGCCGCCGACGGCAGGCGCCGACACCGCCGACACCGAUACCGCCACCGCCAACAGCGGCGACACCAGUGUCACCUCCGGCACCGGUGACAGCGGCGACACCAGUGUCACCACCGGCACCCGUGACACCGGCUGACCCGCCGGAGGGUCGCGACACGCCUCCUCCGGCUGUGACCCCACCGGAGGAGUUCAGCUCGCCUUCCCCUGCUCCGCCGGCGGAGCCUAGCACGUCUUUCUCUCCAGUUCUUCAGAGCACGUCUUCGCCUUCUAUCUCGGCACCGCUGUCCGGCGCCGUCUGUGGCCCGCCUGCGACUCUCAGCUCGUCUUUGACUGUCUCUCUAUCACCCAGCACGUCUUCCGUCCUUCCCGUGGAUCAGAGCACGACUCCACAGGUCCAGAGCACGCCGCCCGUGGUCCGGAGCCCGCCGCUGGCCGUGCACAGCACGCCUCUGGCCUCUGUGGCCGCCGUGCGGGCCAGCCGGCCGACCGGGCGCCGACGCACGCCGCCGCCGGUUCCGGCUAAACUGAGCCCUCAGCAACUGGCCAGUCGUCGCAGACAGGUGAUUGAGGAGCUGCGCCGCCGAGUCCCGGAACAGGAGGACAGCCCGGACCCACCGGCCGACUACUCUGGACGCUCCCAGUCUCUGCCGCGGGGCUCCAGUCUCCAGCACCCCAAACUGAGCCUGGCUGCCGAGCAGCGGCGCUCCGAGCCGGAGCCGCAGCCGGAGAGGGAGCCGGAGCCGGAGCGGAGCACCGCCCGAACCAGGGAGCGGGAGAGGACCCCGCCCCGGCAGCGUGCCUCCACACUGGAGAGAAGGCAGGAGUCGGAGCCGGAGCCGACCCGGCAGAGGGCGUCCACGCUGGAAAGGAGGCCCUCAGAGACCAGAGCUGAGAAGCGAGUGCCGUGGUCACCUCCGAAGGUAGCGCUUGGCACAUGGGCGGAGCAGUCCCGACAGAGUCAGGUGCAGCUGAAGGAGGACCGCGACUACGUGCUGCGCCAGGGCCCGCCGCCGCAGUCUCAGCAGGCGGCACCUGAGCCGACCUCUGAGCAGGCUGCCCGCCGGCCGACGGCCGUCUCCGUCCGGCCCAGUAAGAGCGUUACGGUCACCUCUCUGGGAGCGCCCCCGCCGCCGGUGGGGGUCCCGCUGCCUCAACCGGCGCCGCAGCCAGUCAACGGCCAGCAGAGGCUCUCGGCAGUAGCCAAGGUGCGACACAACGAGUCUGUACCUGCUCCGACGGCCGUCCUGUCGUCAGCGGUGCGAGGACCCUCGACCCGCCAGCCGCCAGCGUUCUCCAUCUCAGACUCUAAACCGUCUCAGCCGGGCCGCGGUGUGGCGGCGGCGGCGGCGGCCGGCCGGUUCACCUCAGUCGUAUCGCUGACUGAUGAGCCUCGCCAGCCGCUCUCAGUCUCAGUCCAGGUGUCCAAGACGGCUGCCCGGGUGGGCGCAGCGACUGCUGCGGCGCGGCCCGCUGAGUCGACCACAGUCACCUGCCGCGUGUCGCCGCCCGACCAGACUGCAGCACAGCCGAGGACGGUGCCCAGUGUGGUGAGCGUGACGAGGAAGGACUCUGCCACCUCCACGGAGCUGUCGGCCCGACAGGCGGCGUCGGAGGUGUCUCGCAGGAGCCGGAACCAGCCAGUCGUCAAAGGUUUCCGUCAGCCGGAGGUGCCGGCACCGGUGCCGCCCCCGCCGCCGCCGCCGGCUCCGGUGCUACCGCCGGCGUCCGAGGCAGCAGCGGGCCGCGCACGUCUCAAACCUGUCUCGGCCGGCCGGCCAGUGGUCCCCAAACUGGACCCUCGAGAGGAGUUGAUGAUCGCCAUCCGGGAACACGGCGGACUGAAGAAACGGGGCGGCGUGCGACCGUGAUUGGCAGACUGGAUCAGAGUGCAAUACCCGUAUAGUGGGUGAGAGGCCGGCUGUCUGUCCGGCCGGUCAGUGCCUUCACGGACGUCCCGCCGGAGCUGGGAGCGGUCAGCACGGUCUGCUGGGACAGCCGAGUGCCGGCACCGGCGUCCCGUGUCCGACUGAAGUUCGACCGAAGUUCCAGAGCGCUAUCCGCAGGCCGGAGCGGCCGCCACGGCAGCUGAACAGUGAACACUGAACAUGUACCCGCCUGACUCCGAGUCCGAGUCCGAGUCCGGUGACUCCGCGCGCCUCUGAGUCGCUGGAGGCCCGCCGUGAUCACCAACGGACCCGUGUCGCGCGCGCAGCUCAUUUUAGAGCUGCCAGUUAUCGCCCCAUGUAGUCUGCCACGACCGCCGCCGAGCGCCUUCAGCCGCUAUGUCCCGAUAUAUACCGGUGCUGUGAAGCGCCGAGCGCGGUCAGUUCGAGUCGCGGCCGCCAGGUGUCGGCCCUGCGCCGCUGCUUUCCGCCGCCGCCGCCAGGGGCGCCACCGUCGCCGGCGGCCGCGGCCUUCAGUGCUCACAUAUUUUAUGUAACGGUCGCGUCGCGCCCGCCGCCGCUGUUGCCGCUGCUGCUGAUACAUUUCGAGGCCGUACUUAUGUUUAUGUGAUACGUGAGCGAGUGCGUGGGUGUGCGUGUCGAGUGUAGCCCGUUGGCCGUGUGUUUUGGUAAGGCGCCGGGGCCGGCUUGGGAAUGGUUCACCCUCGACCACCCCUCUCCGCGGCCCCGGCGCCAUAACCCUGUUAUACUACCACUAAUCCAGUGUUAUUAUUGAAAUGUAUAUGCGACAAGCCAUAAUAAAUAUAUUGCAAUGAUUGAAUAA